GUUGGAAAAAAGAUGGGUUAGAAACACAUAACACAUAGAAUGUGUUAGAAAAACCCGCAAAUGGGUUUAAUAAAAAGAAUGUAGUACGAAUUCCAGCGCAUGACUGUGAAAUCCAUCUUCCUUUAAGCUUUUAUCACGAGAAUGGGUAUUUUUGUUUUGGUCGCCCUUCAGAGAGCAGCAGUGAAAAGCUUUUGCCCUUCUUGUGCCUUCAGUGCUGCUGGUCAUUUCUGACACAGGAAAUGGCUUCCAAGCUGGCUGCUGCUCUUGCUCUUCUUUUCCUUUUGACAAGCCUGACCGUCAUCGUCACAGUGGCCAUUAUCCAGAUUCAUAAAACUCACUACUUGUCACCAGGAGAUAAGUAUGGAAUUGUCCUUGAUGCUGGAUCCUCACGGACAACAGUGUAUGUUUAUAAGUGGCCUGCUGAAAAGGAGAACAAUACCGGAGUUGUCAAACAGAUUAUGAUUUGCAAUAUUGACGGUCCCGGGAUAUCGAGUUUGGGUCUUAAUGCAGAACAGGACCACAGGUCUUGGAGUUCAAUGGAAGACUGCAUGAACAAAACGCAGCAAAAAAUACCACCUUCCCAGCAUAACACCACACCCAUCUUUCUGGGGGCAACCGCUGGGAUGAGAUUACUAAGGUCGAAGAAUGCAACUGCUGCCAACGCAAUCAUGUCCGAAAUGGAAAGGUACCUCCAGAGGCUCCCAUUCCGCUUCCAGAAUGCUUCUGUCAUCUCUGGGGAAGAGGAGGGGCUCUACGGAUGGAUUACUGCCAACUAUCUAAUGGAUAAUUUCCUGGAGAAAAACAUUUGGAAUGCAUGGGUGCGCCCUCAUGGAGCGAAGACCAUUGGGUCUCUGGACUUAGGUGGGGCUUCUACCCAGAUAGCUUUCAGCCCAGAAGAACCUGACACCAGUGACAGAUUCAGGAGAGUCACACUCUACGGCUACGAGUACAGUGUGUACACUCACAGUUACACGUGCUACGGAAGGAAUGAAGCAGAGAGGCAAGUCCUAGCAGCUCUGGUACAGACGUCUUCUGGCACCUCAGAAAACCCCUGUUACCCUCAAGACUACAGCGCUGUAAUCCCUGAAGAAUAUAUCUUUGGAAGUCAGUGUACAGCAGCAAAGAAGCCAGUCAAUUACAAUCCCAAGAAACAUGUAACCUUCGUUGGAACAGGAGACCCAGCUCUGUGUAGAGAAACAGUGCUCUCUAUAUUCAAUCUCUCCUCUUGUGAGGGGGAGGACCAUUGCUCUUUCAACGGGGUCUACCAGCCGGCUCUUACUGGAAUGUUUGUGGCAUAUGCUGGGUUCUAUUACACAACUGGAGCUUUAAAAUUAAAAGGUUAUUUUUCUCUUGAAGACUUCAAUUCAACCACAUGGUCCUUCUGUUCAAGGAAGUGGAAAGACCUCCAAUCAAAUUACUCAAGUGUGAAGGAGUCAUACCUACGGUCUUACUGUUUCUCUGCAAACUACAUCUACAAUCUGCUGGUAUAUGGAUAUAAAUUUAAUUCGCAUACCUGGGAGCAGAUCAGAUUUCAAAAAGAGGUAAACAAUAGCAAUAUAGCCUGGUCUAUGGGCUACAUGCUGAUUCUCUCAAACAUGGUCCCUGCUGAAGCCCGGCUAGUCGUCCUGCCCUUGAGCAACUCAGUCUUUGCUGGGCUUCUCUUCAUGUUCUCAGCUCUGGCCAUCCUCAGCCUCAUGUUCCUGAUCAUCUCUGUUGUGCGGUCGUGUUAAUCCAGGAAGGUUGGGCACAGCUUCAUUCGUACACAGUCUGCACGGCAGGAGGCGCCCAGAGCAGGCUGGCGAUGAAGAAACCGUGCAAUACAGAGACGUGACAUCGCCGACAAACUGUCCAGAAGCAGAAUGGUACAGGAGCAAUGGAGGGUAACCUCAAGGUGCCAAACCCUUCCAAAGCUCAGCAAACUCAAAGAAGAAAACAAUAUUUCAAAACUACCAAAUUUGUCGUAAUGAUUCAUUUCUCCCUCAUUUCCUGAAAUCUUUUUUUUCUCUUCUACAAUAUCAUUACAGAAUUCGUCUGAGCCAAAAUGUACAAUAUUGGUGAUGUCAGUUGCUUUGUAAAUUCACGCUAGUUUUUAAAGAGUGGAAAAUUCAAGCACAGAAGAUUUUUAGUUGUGUUUAGUUUUUUCAUUCAAUUAUUCUGCAUUCCCUUUAGCACACAAGGCACAUACAUACAAUAAAGCCUUCUCAUAAAGAUCGAAACAGUCUUAUGACUGUCGAUUUUACCACACAUGAAGGCUGAACUCUCCGUGAGAAAACACAGGAAGUGCCCAGUCAUCUGAUGGAUGUAUUCUUGCAUGCUGUAAACCAGAAUAAUGGCGUUCACAGAAAAAAGCAUGAUAUAAAAGAUAUGAAUGAUAUUCUUUUAAUGUAUGUCUGAUGUAUUUCAUCGAAAAUAGUUAAAUUUGGUAAUCUUAGAUUAUAAUUUUACAGCGCAGACAAGUAAUGUCUAUGAGGUGUUAAUUUACUGCAGAUGUAUUUAUAUCCAGUAUUAAUAAAGGUC
Lepisosteus oculatus (spotted gar) is the source of this 2517-nucleotide messenger RNA. RefSeq names its product ectonucleoside triphosphate diphosphohydrolase 3 (gene entpd3). Gene Ontology annotation, molecular function: hydrolase activity. Gene Ontology annotation, cellular component: plasma membrane. The record is from RefSeq and is a predicted model, not a curated record. NCBI's taxonomy places the organism in Eukaryota, Metazoa, Chordata, Actinopteri, Semionotiformes, Lepisosteidae.